GCAAAGCCGAGCCGCGGCCGGAGCGGCCUCUAAAAGGCGUCCCGCUGCAAAGCGUACGACUAGAACUUCUUAGGGUUCACUCCUCCAACACCAGCAGUCGCCUCUGAGCAGCGCUUUUGGCUGCCUUGACGCAAAAGCACCGGAGAGCCUCCUAGAGCAUGGAAGCGCCAGGCGACGACGCCCGCGGCGCGCGCAUGCGGCGCACGCUGACGCGCGAACUCCCGAGCGCGAAAGCCAUAAGAGCCAUGCUCGGCGCGGCGCCCGUGCAGUCGGACAAGCCACCCGCAUUAGAACGCCGAGCCGCCGAUAGAGACAGCAUGCCCCACGAGUACGCGCGAGUGGUGGCCCUGUCUCGGGUCAAGGGCGGCCGCGUCGCUCAUGUCUCGCAAGUAGUUGGUGACUUGGUACUGAGAGUCCCGAACGUCACGAACGAAUCCGCGUUCGCUUUGGAGGUCAUCGUCACGGGCCGGAGGUAUCGCCUGGACGUCCUGAAGAGCGACUUGGAGUCGGUGCACACGAAGGAGGAGAUCACGGAACUUUCUAGGGAUGCCGAGUCGGAAUUGGAGUGCUCGGGGUGCGGACGGCGCUUCGGCUCCGAGAUGCACUGGCUCGCGCACCAAUCGGCUCCAUGCUGCACGAAGAAAAGGGGCGAGCCGGCGAAGAAGAAGCGGCGGUCGCGGAAGAAGGUGACGACGGCUCGCAUCGCGUUUCGGGACGACGCUGAUAUAUCUUGGCGCGUCGAGACGGCCGCUUCUCUGGUGCCACUACUUCGUACAGAUGCCUUCUGGGGCGCGCCGGCGGACUGGGCGCCCUGCGCGCCGGCCGCGGACCCGCUCAAGGGCGAGACGUCUAGGGCUCGGGUCUUGACGCUGCGGCCGCGGAGCGGCGUGAACUUGGUUGAAGUGCUCGGGCCGCUGCGGCACCUGGUGACGCCCGCGCCGGUCGCGGAGGUUGAGAACGGCGCGGCGGCGGAAGGGGAGGGUGUAUAGGUUUUCUUAUCCAUU
Pelagomonas calceolata is the source of this 1004-nucleotide messenger RNA. The record is from the annotation of a GenBank genome assembly. NCBI's taxonomy places the organism in Eukaryota, Pelagophyceae, Pelagomonadales, Pelagomonadaceae.